Messenger RNA from Sorex araneus (European shrew), 3968 nucleotides. RefSeq names its product 5'-nucleotidase ecto (gene NT5E). Gene Ontology annotation, biological process: AMP catabolic process. The record is from RefSeq and is a predicted model, not a curated record. Gene Ontology annotation, molecular function: 5'-nucleotidase activity; metal ion binding; nucleotide binding. Bases 142 to 1869 code for a protein of 575 amino acids. The transcript has 9 exons. NCBI's taxonomy places the organism in Eukaryota, Metazoa, Chordata, Mammalia, Eulipotyphla, Soricidae. Gene Ontology annotation, cellular component: plasma membrane.
CAGAGCGGACCGGAGGCGGCGACCGCAGCUCAAGCCCCGCCUGGGCCGAGCCCGGACUCCGCCCCGCGGGUCCCGGCGCCUCCUGCCGGCCCCACGGCGCUCGCAGCCACUCUCCGGGCUCGCGGACCCCGCGCCGCAAACAUGCGUCCCCGCGCGUGGGCACGGGCGCCCGCGCGCUGCCUCCUCGCCUUGGGCGCCCUGCUGGGCCCCGCCGCCCGCGCCUGGGAGCUCACCAUCCUGCACACCAACGACGUGCACAGCCGGCUGGAGCAGACCAGCCUGGACUCCAGCAAGUGCGUCAAUGCCAGCCUGUGUGUGGGUGGCGUGGCGCGCCUCUACACCAAGGUGCGGCAGAUCCGCAACUCCGACCCGCACGUGCUGCUGCUAGACGCCGGCGACCAGUACCAGGGCACCAUCUGGUUCACCGUGUACAAGGGCACCGAGGUGGCUCACUUCAUGAACGCACUCGGCUAUGAUGCCAUGGCACUGGGAAACCAUGAAUUUGAUAAUGGCGUAGAAGGACUGAUUGAUCCACUCCUCAAAAAGGUUAAAUUUCCAAUUCUGAGUGCAAACAUUAAAGCAAAAGAACCAGUAGCAUCUCGAAUAUCAGGACUUUAUUGGCCACAUAAAAUUCUUCCCGUUGGUGAUCAAUUUGUGGGAAUUGUUGGAUAUACUUCAAAAGAAACCCCUUUUCUCUCAAAUCCAGGAAAGAAUUUAGUAUUUGAAGAUGAAGUCAGUGCAUUGCAACUCGAAGUAGAUAAACUGAAAACUCUAAACGUGAACAAAAUUAUUGCCCUGGGACACUCUGGUUUUGAAAUGGAUAAACUCAUCGCUCAGAAAGUGAAGGGCGUGGAUGUGGUGGUCGGAGGACAUUCCAACACCUUUCUUUAUACAGGUACUCCACCUUCCAAGGAAGUGCCUGCUGGGAACUACCCAUUCAUAGUCACCUCCGAUGAUGGGCGGAAGGUGCCUGUGGUCCAGGCCUACGCAUUUGGCAAAUACCUAGGCUAUCUGAAGGUGGAGUUUGAUGAGAAGGGAGAUGUCAUCACGUCACAUGGAAACCCCAUUCUUCUCAACAGCAGCAUUCCCGAAGAUCCAGCAAUAAAAGCAGACAUUAACAAAUGGAGGGUCAAAUUAGAUAAUUAUUCAACCCAGGAAUUGGGAAAAACAAUUGUCUACCUGGAUGGCUCCACUGAAUCCUGCCGCUUUAAAGAAUGUAACAUGGGCAACCUGAUUUGUGAUGCUAUGAUUAACAACAACCUUAGACACCCGGAUGAAGUCUCCUGGAACCACGUAUCCAUGUGCAUUUUAAAUGGCGGUGCCAUUCGGUCCCCCAUUGAUGAGCGGAACAAUGGCACAAUCACUUGGGAGAACCUGGCUGCGGUGUUGCCCUUUGGAGGCACCUUUGACCUGAUACAACUAAAAGGCUCCACCCUGAAGAAGGCCUUUGAACACAGUGUGUACCGCUAUGGCCAGUCCAGCGGAGAGUUCCUGCAGGUGGGCGGAAUCCAUGUGGUGUAUGAUCUCUCCCGAAAUCCUGGAGACAGGGUGGUCAGUUUAGAUGUUCUUUGUACGCAAUGUCGCGUGCCCAGAUACGAGCCUCUCCGGGAGGAUGGCGUCUAUAAAGUGGUUCUCCCAAGCUUUCUUGCCAAUGGUGGAGAUGGAUUCCAGAUGCUAAGAGAUGACGUACUCAAACAUGACUCCGGUGACCAAGAUAUCAGUGUGGUUUCUGAAUACAUCUCAAAAAUGCGAGUAGUUUAUCCAGCAGUUGAAGGUCGGAUCAAAUUUUCUGCAGGAAGUCAUUGCCAUGGAAGCUUUUCUCUAGUAUUUCUUUCAUUUUGGGCAGUAGUCUUUAUUUUGUACCAAUAGUUAAAAGAAACUUCUGCUUGCCAUCAACAUGUGGAACUGAAUUUUUCCUCAAGUGAUAUUUAAGCCCACCUUUCAGGAACUGGCUUUGUGAUGGUACAGACCAUUCUCACAGGCUCCUAGAAGCUGAUCUAAAUGGUUGUAAAUGACAACACUGACAUCUCCUCUCAGGAUCAGCAAAUCAGCGAUUUGCUAGAAAGGAAAUGAAAAUGUGGCCCUCCUAGAGGAAGGUCAACAACCUUUAGUUUACAUGUAAAAUUUUUAAAUAAAUGUUGUUAACUAUUUUAAACCACCCAAAUCAUUUUCCUCCUUUAUAUUCCUUCUAAUUUAUAAGCUACUUAAUGUUUAAGUAGAACCUUAUAAUUUACAGUGGAGUUUUAAGCACAUCUUCCUGUUUGGUGUUCCUUGCUUUGAAUGGCAAGACAGGUGUUACUUUCUCAUUUCAAAACAAGAGAACUCAAGUUCAGAGAGAGUUGGCUGGUUCAAAGCCAGACAGCUAAAAGUGACAAACCCAAGACCUGCAUUAUUAUUCUGACUUUGAGUUCUGCACUCUUUCAACAGUAUUUACUUGCUGCAGAUUGAUACCUUAUGGCCUCCCCUCUUCAUAAUUAUCAGUGGCCCCAAGCUCAUGGGUGGUAACUCUGCUCUGCUUCUGGUCUCCAUCUCUCCUUUAUUUUUUUUUUCCCAUUGAGUUCCUGUUGUGGUGAGUCUGAGAAAAAUCUAGGGUGGCAUUCUUUAGUGCACCACCCCAGUGCCUGGGAGAAAUCAGGAAGCAGAGAAGUAAAGGCCAAAAGUUAGUCAAAGAAUAGGGAAGGGAAAGGAAGAACAGGAAAUCUCAGGCUGACUUUCUGUAAAAGGGAGCGCUAAAGGAUAUUUUGAUGUUAAGUUGGUAUUUGCUAAAGUGUACCCAUGUAGUACCUGAUGCAUGGAAUUUUUUUGUUGUUGUUGUUUGUUUGGGGCCACACCCAGCAGUGCUCAGGGCUUCUCCUAGCUCUACACUCAGGAAUCACUCUUCGUGGAACUCUGGGGACCAUAUGUGGUGCCAGGGAUCAAACCUGGGUCAGCUGCAUAAAGGCAAGCACCUUACUAUUGUUCUGGCCCUGUUAUAUUAACUCUUCAUAGAUUCCAUCAGCUCUGCCUCUUUGUGCUUUCCUUCUUCCUGAUAAGAAGGUAUCAUGAGAAAAGAAUCUUCUUUGUAAUUCCAAACUAGCAUGUGUUCCUUCCUAGCCAGAUCCCAGCAUUGUAUUUAUCCUAUACUCUUCCUACCACAUUCUGGUUAUGGAAAAUCCAGAGGAGGACCCAGUUGAUGUUAAACUAUAUUAUUAUAUAUGAGGCCUGAAGUCAGUUCUACCUCCAGAUAUGAACAGUAACUCAAUCAUUCUCAAAUCCAGAUACACCACUCCCUAGGUGGUGCUGAAAAUAUUCCGGCUGAUGGAAUGACUUAUGCCUAAAGAACAAAUACUUAAGGUGGUAAUGGAAGCUUGGAAGCCUGCUCAGUACCACAUAAAUAAUUCAGCAAGAAAUGAGAGCUUUUACGUACCUUAAAACAAAAAAUGUUGAGCUAACAGAAACUAGAGUUUUGUCUGGUUUGGUUGGGGGCAACACCCAGCAAUGCUCAGGGUUUCUUCCUGGAACUCAGGGGGUCAAGUGGGGUGUCAUGAAUCAAACCAGCUCAGCUGAAUGGGAGGCAAGCACCUUAACCACUGUAUUAUAGAGCUCCAGCCCCAGAAGCUAGAGUUCUGGAGAACAGUAUGUUUACAAAUAUCAAGUAUGUUAACAAAUAUUAAGUGUACUGGCUACAAAAGACAGCUUUAAGUUUCACAGCCAUUUCAAAGUUCACAGUGAAAUAAGGCUCUUGGUUCUCUUCAUCUCCCGAAUAACUAAAUAAAAGGAAUAUCACUAAUAUUUUAAGAGAAAAAUUAGAGAAAGUUGUCUUUCGGGUAUAUUCGUAUAAAACAGGACAAAUCUGAUUUUAGCACAAAGUUAAAAAAAACUUUGUAAAAUAUUCUAAAUAUGUGUCCACGGACUGUGCAAUAGUGUAAAAAGUGACUUCACACCACUUUACAGUUGUAGAUCCUAACAAUAAAAUUGAAGAAAUGCAC